GCAGACAAGCAAUCCAGCAGAGCACUUUCACUUUGAGCGAGUGAGGACACAGAGUGGCCAGAGGGAGAGAUAGACAAGAGCAGGCCAGUGUCUCUCCCGCUUUAUCCAUUAACCAGUUUCGAGGGAGAGGGGAGUGGUUCAAAUUGGGCUGUUCAAGAAGAUUCUAGGUCAGUAGUGAGAGGGUGAAAGGGAAAGAGAUAUAGUAAAAAACAAACAAAAGAUUACAUAGGAAAAGGCUGCAGUCACUCAGGCUUAAGUGGGAAAAGUGAGAGAGCGGGAUGGCGUGAGAAGAUAAAUGAGGUAUUUAUUGGAAAGUACCAAAAGGACUCCAAAGGAAGGAAUGUAUAAGGGAUGUCAACAAGAAGACUACAUAUCAGACGGUGAAGGAGAACACACAGCAGCGCACUCUGUGUCAAAGACCUGAAGAAACCACAGAGGAGGAAACUUUGCCUUUCACAGACUGACACCGAAACACGUCUGCAGAGAGAUUGCCCUCAACAAGAGAAAUGGAGAAGUGUCCAUUCUUAGAAAGAUAAAAGGAUGUCACUGCCAGUUUUGCUGUUGCUAUCACUCUUGACUGUCCGAUGUGGUGGAUGUGACUUUGACAGGGAAGGUGUGAAAAACAUUAAAAGGACAAUCGACUCUAAUCCGACUGGAUUUCGGACAGUAUUUCCUAAGGAUUACUAUGUAGUGCACCGCUACGCAAAAAGAAUGCUCUGCGACAGGGAUCCGUGUUGUGUGUUCCCUGCUGCAGUCGUCCUGCUUGAAUCAUGGCAUGUGCUUCUCGGAAACCUCUGGGAUGAGCACCUUAAUCACUCCUUAAUCCUGGAUCUAAAGCUGACCCUGGGUAAAAUUAUAAGUAGCAACAAAAAUACAGAGAGGUUCCAGGAGGAGACGGACCUGGCCCAGUUCUCCCCACUAUCUUCCUCUCCUGAAGAACUUCUGAAACUAACGUCAGAACUCCUCACUCGAUGGCUCGAUGUCGCCUGCCUACCGCAAAUGAAAACCUGCACCUUGCCCACCUUGCCCCCCCCUCUAGAGAGGAAGGACUACGGCCCGUCGAGGGCCAGACUCUUGACUACUCGAGCUCUCAGCAGUGAGGAGGAGGGGAAGUCUGGGAAGAUGAUAGACAAUACGCAGCCUCCGUCCAGCGGUGCUCCUCCGACCCUGUCCUAUGCUGCCUCUCUCUGGAGCACCUUGCUAUUCAGACUGUACUGGUGGUUGUUGCCAUAGUUACUCCAAGGAUCUUCUUUUUUUUGAUGAUGCACACAAAAUGCAAGACAUUUCCUGGCACUGAAUGUUUGUUUUUCUUAUACUUGCGUCUUUGUGUUUUAAUGCAGCAAGCUUUGUUAAUAUGAUGUGACAUGCACCGGUUGUAUUUAAUGUCCAAAGUUAGUCACGUAGCCGAGCAACACUUUUCUUUAACAACUGAUAUCACAGAUAUAACCAUAUAGCCAUCCUCUCUCGAGCAAAGCCACAAGCUCCAGCUAGCUAUGCUCUACAUGCUAACCAGAGAUAAAUGCUGAGCAAGCCAAUGCACGCAAGCCAUCGUCUAUUGAUGUGGAAUUCAUCACUGUUUACAAUGAAUGUUAUGUAAAUGUAAGAUAUUACAGUUUAUGGGCGUUUUACUUUUGUACAUAAUUGUAAAUUAAAGACAUUUAGAUAUAUAUAUACAUUGUUAGUUUUUGAUAUAUUAUCCCAUGUUUAAGCUAUAUUUAUUGUGGUCUGUGCUGUUUGUCAUCAUUAACAAAAAAUAACCAAGUAUAUAUAAUCAAGUAAUGCACAACGUUUAGGUACUUGUACAUACUUUACUGGAUUAUUUUUAAUUGAUGUUACUUUUUACUUCUAUUCUUCAACAUUUUAAAGGGAAAUAUUUGGCUUUUUUAACCACUCCAUUUAUCGGACAGCUAUAGAUAAGUCUUUCAAAUGAGCUCAAACAGCAAAGAGCUGACACUUUCAAUGCAUCAACAAUACAGAGAGCAUUUUUCUGCAUAUAUUCUUUUCGUUUUUAAUUUAUUUUACAAGUAAAGCUUACAUAAAUACUUUUGAAUGUAUGUUUGAAUUAGUCAUUUCCCUUUGUGGCAUUGCUAUGUUUGUUUAAGUAAAAGAUCUGUUUGUCAGUAAAACACUUAGACAUUCAUAUUUUUAUCCGUUCGGCUUAAACAGAUUCUAUUUUGUUUAUGAUGUUGCAUUCCAGAUGCAUGACAUAGUCGUUGUGUUAUGAUUCAUGUGAGCUCAACCUUAACUGACGGCUCUUAUUAAAAGUGAUUCCCAGAAGGCAA
This is a messenger RNA of Gymnodraco acuticeps, 2282 nucleotides long. RefSeq lists its product as uncharacterized. The transcript is spliced from 5 exons. The record is from RefSeq and is a predicted model, not a curated record. NCBI's taxonomy places the organism in Eukaryota, Metazoa, Chordata, Actinopteri, Perciformes, Bathydraconidae. The coding region runs from base 541 to 1233 and encodes 230 amino acids.